This is a messenger RNA of Cydia pomonella (codling moth), 3009 nucleotides long. RefSeq names its product ER membrane protein complex subunit 2-like. Gene Ontology annotation, cellular component: EMC complex. The record is from RefSeq and is a predicted model, not a curated record. Gene Ontology annotation, biological process: protein folding in endoplasmic reticulum. Gene Ontology annotation, molecular function: protein binding. The transcript has 8 exons. NCBI's taxonomy places the organism in Eukaryota, Metazoa, Arthropoda, Insecta, Lepidoptera, Tortricidae. Bases 138 to 1013 code for a protein of 291 amino acids.
ACAUUGACAACUGUCUGACGUGACUAGAAUGGAAAUGACUGCAUGAGUUUUCCGGUUUUCCGACAUUACUGAAAUUCUAUUACUUAUUUGGUUAAUAUAAGAUUGUUUAUUGCUUUAGUAGAUAAAACAAGAUAAAUAUGUCGUACAAUUACGAAGAUCUCAGCAUUGGAGAAAUAAAAGACCUAAUGCGGCAAUGGCGGGAGAACAACGAGCGGCGCAGCGAGGACGUGAUGGAGUUCUGGGUCACCAUCAUGGACGACAUAAACAGCCUCGGCAAUGAGAAGUAUGUGAUCCUGGAGCAAGUGCUGUAUGCGGCACUGGACACACACACAUACAGCGUGUCCAAGCAGUGCAUCUCCAUGCUGAAGCAGGAGUUCCCGGGCAGCAUGCGCGUCAUGCGCUAUAAGGCGGCACAGCUCGAGGCAGAAGAAAGAUAUGAAGAAGCCCUGGAGCUGCUGGACGUGAUCAUCAAGGCGGACGAGACGAACGCGGCCGCGCGCAAGCGCAGGGUCGCUAUCCUCAAGGCGCAGGGACUCAUAGUCGAGGCCAUCAAGGAGCUGGUCGACUACCUGAAGAAGUUCAUGUCAGACGUGGAGGCGUGGCAGGAGCUGUGCGAGCUGUACCUGCAGACGGGCGAAUAUGCGCGGGCAGCCUUCUGCGCCGAGGAGCUGCUGCUGCACCAGCCGCACAGCCACCUGCACCUGCAGCGGCUGGCCGACAUCCGGUACACCAUGGGCGGCAUGGAGAACAUGGAGCUGGCAAAGACCUACUACUGCCAGGCCGUGAAGCUCAACCCGGACAACAUGAGAGCGCUGCUUGGACUAUUUUUGGCGACGAACAAUUUGCUGAACUACUACAAGUCCUCCGGCAACAGCGGCAAGCGCCAGGAGGUGCUCAAACUGUGCCAGUGGUCGCAGAGCUCGGCGGCCAGGAGGCAGCAGCGGGCGGCCGGCGCCGCGCCCGCGCCCGCGCCGCUCGCGCGCCUGCUGGCCGCGCUCGCCCUCGCCGAGUAGCCCCGCCCCGCGUCACCACACACGAGACACACUGCCACUGCACUGCACCAUCUACUCGAUCCCACACACUGCCGUUGUACUAUGUGUAUAUGUUACUUUACACCUACAUACUACCUCGGCCUCCGCUUUAAUCAUUAUUGCUGAUGCGCCGUCACUAAAUUGUAAAAUUUCCACAUGAACAUUUUCAGAAACAUCUCGUAUUUAUAUGCGUAUCGACAUUUUCCAUUACCGAGGGGGCAGACAGGAGUAAAUCUGGUUUCACCACACCGACUGGUAAAGGCCUCCUUAAUUGUUCAAAAACUAAUGAGAAAGUUGCAUUUUAUCUACACGUGGGGCAAAGUAAUCAGAUGCAAAUUUUGAGUUGUUUCCUUAUGUUAACUAGUGGAAUUGACUUUUAACCUUUUGACCGCCAAAGACGUCAUAUGACGCGCGCGGCUACAGCCCAAUAUCAACCUUUAUGCGUGCCGACAAGGUUCACGAUUACGCAUACGAUACGCGUGGCGUUCAAAAGGUUAAAUAAUAAUUUUGAAUGAUAAUUUUUUACUGCGUUCAAUUUAAUUUGAUUUAUUUAAUAUUUCAUAGUUAGUAUUUGCGUUCUCGCGUUGAUGUAGUGACAAACUUUGUAUUUCACUCGGACGUAAAGUUUGUUUAACCCUCGUGUCUUAACUCGCAACGCUCAAAAUUCCACUUCUCGAACCACUCGCUACGCUUGUGAUUCAAUUUUAGAAUCUUUUUCUCGGGUAUCAAUAACAGCACGAGCGGUUAACCAACAACCUUGCCCCCUUCUAAACCAAUAACUAUUCCAUGUAUCCCUGGAAACAUACAAACCAUUUAUCCCCACCUCAUGUAAUCAAAAAGGGGACAGAAUACUCCAUAUGUAAAAAAAAAUUAUCGUAUUUACGGACAGUAUCGAAUUUAGACAUAUGUAUGUUACAAUACAAGAAAAUCCUCGGACCAUAUUUUCAGCUGAUUAUACAUCUACGUUAUGUAGUUGACUAUCUCAAUUUACAUGCGAAUUUGAAUAUAAAAUAAAAAUAUUUAUCAUAAAGAUAAUCUAAAAAUAAAUGCAAUCAUAAUAAUGGCAUCAUCACUGCCAAGUUUAUUAUCAACAAACUAUUUCAGUCACACUUAUUUAAUAAAUCACUAAAACGUGUAGACUCCACCGAUCUCCCCCAGGCCGUUGAUGGUACAAAAUAAGUUACAACAUAAUGUAUAGAUAUACAAUAUAUAUGAAUAAAGUAAUUAAGUAACAUCCGCCCUGUGUCCGCCCCGGCGCCCCCGGCCGGCCGCCGCCCGCCUGGCGCGCCGCGGCUCCGCCCCGGAGUUGAAGUACUUCUCCCUGAUCAAACAUGACAUUACUGUACCGCCGUGCAUUCAAUAGUACAUUAUUAUCGAGGCUCGCAAGUAGCUACUUCUUGGCUGAGGAUUCGUUUAGAACAGACGACCUUGGGAAUCUGUUUAAUUGAAUCCGUAGCCAAGCUAGUAGUCUUCCAGCGGGGUCAGAUACUUAUAGUGCUUUUCUCAAAAAUGGCGCAUAAAAUAUAAAUAUACAUGGAAUAGAAAUAUUUUACAGAAGCAACGUUCUUACGUAUAUAUUUUCACAAUUUUUCUUUUUAAUUUUUCUUAUUUGGAGUGUUUAAAAACAAUUGAAAAUUGGUUUGCUUUGCCGCCUUUUUAUCACUUAAUAAAAAAAUAGAAGUGUAUUUUUCUGCCGAAAACCUAUUUGAGACAGCUAAAUAGUCGCGGUACCAAUAUUAUAAUAAUAAGUUGAUGAGCUGUUCAUUUGAUCUGGCCAUUACAACUUCUUUUCGACAAAUAAUGGAAUUUGUGUGCAACAUUGCAGUCCUGAAAUCGAGACUGCAAUAUUUUAACCUUUUGAAUUUUUGGUUGACCAUAAACUACGCACUUUGCGACCUAUUUUUUAACUAGCAAAGUCGACUUUACCGUCCAUUUUUGAGAAAAGGUAUAUUAUUAUUAAAGAUUACAACUGAACACA